CCUUGAUAAGCUGGCGUGCCGCGGCGUAGGCGCGGCGAUGGCUGUGGACUUGUGCUGGCUUGUUGCUAUCAGUGGCUGCUGCACACUCGUCGAAGUUGCGCAGCGCUUCUCGUUGUCCUGACUGGGCGCUGCGCUGCUCUCCUUCGCCGCUGCUCGAGCUCAGAUUUUAGCGCCGCGCGCGCCGGUUUCACAAAUUCUAGUCUUUUUGGCAGGCUGCUUUUGGAGCAAUUGCUGCAGCGCCGUCGACGCCUCAGAGCCCAGCUCUGACUUGCGUUUCGAUUCACUUGCACCAGUAUUGAUCCAAGCGACGGGCCAAUUAAGCCAGAAGCGGCGUGCGGCAGAGAGAGCACCACAGGUGCGAGAGCACCAGAGCGGCUGGCGCGCAUGGAGCAAGCCUCCUCGUCCGACGACGAAGACAACGUCAACUGGGCCGCCGGCGACGCCGCCGGCGACUCGUCCGACGGCGAGCCGGUACUGGACGAGGAGGACGACGAGGCCGAGGAGCGAGCGCCGCCGCUCCAGGAGCCAGCGCCGCCCAGGAAGAAGAAGCGCCGGCGGUCCAAGCAGGAGACGGAGGCCGCCCGACUGAAGACGCGGCGAAGGAAGCUCGAGCACGAGGCCGCGGUCGCGUACUUCCUCGCGCGGCUGCGGCUGCUGAGCAGGUGGUGCGACGACCCCGUCGCGCGCGACGCCGCCGAGGCCUGCGUCCCGGGGCGCGCCUGGCGGAAUAUGAGAGAGGCGACCGAGGGCGACUGCGUCGGCGCCGUCACCGCGGUGAUGCACGCCUGCCGCUCGACUCUACUGCGCGGGCUCAAGCCCGGCACGAAACUAGGCCUGGCGCCCGCUUCGUUGGCACGAGCGGCGCUCGCGACCCCGGCCGAGAAGGACGAGGGCGCCGCGGCGAUGUUGCUGGUGGCGGCGCUCCGCGGCUGCGGCGUCGACGCGCGGCUCGUCGGCCAGCUCGACGUUCAUACCAAGGGCAAGGCGCGGGGCGAGCUGUGGUGCGAGGCGCGCGUCGGGCGGCGCUUCGUUUUUGUGGACGCGGCGGCCGGGACUUGUGUGUUGUCGAGUGAACAACUGACACGAACAAGAUUAAAACCGAGGGCGUAUAUCAUGGCCUGCGACGCGAAUGGUUCAUUGUACGACGUCGGUGUUAAUUACAACGCGCGAGGCGCGCCGGCCUUUUCGCGCGAGUGGCUCGCGGACGCUUUACGGGAUAUCAACGCCGCGUCUUCAUCAAACCCCUGGCGCGCGCCGGCGCCCGAUGCAUUACCGACGUCCAUCGGCGCCUUUCGCACGCAUCACGCGUUCGCGCUGCGGAGCCAGCUCUUGAGGAGGGAGCGAUUGAAAGGCUCCGCACAACCCGUGGCGACGUUUCGCGGCGAGCCCGUCUUCGCUCGUAAGGAUGUGGAGACGCUGCGUACGAAGGCGGACUGGGCGCGCCACCAUCGCCGGGUGAAAGAUGGUCAGCAGCCUAGAGGUGCUCUGGGCGGGUCCCAGGAAGACGCCGACCCCAUCGUUCAGGCGGGAAAUGUUGCUUUGGAUGUGGCCGAGGGCCGGGCCGUCGGGUUGUACGGCGAGGACCAGACCGAGCCCCUCGUCCAAGCUUCAAUAGAUGAGGGCUUUCCCACCAACGAGCAAGGGGACGUCGAGAUUUUGAAUGGAGACGCGCGGCGCGUGCCGCCGGGCGCGACCUGGGUCAAGGGUCACGACGCGUCGAAGGCGUGCGCUUCUCUUAGCGUAGAGUGCGCGCCGGUGCUCGUCGGCUUCGACCGGCGCCGGGGGUGUACGCGGCCGCGGAAGGACGGGGUCUUGGUGCGGGAUGAGGAUGCGGACAAAGUGGUGGAGGAGCUGCGGCGCGUGCGGGCCGUCGCGAAGCGCAAGUCUAUUUCUCAGAAGCGGUCGAAGGUCCAUCAGCGGUGGGCGGUCCUCGCGCGCGGGCUGCUGUCGCGCGACGUGCUCCGGGAGCGGUACGGGGCGUGAUUUUAAUUUGUGUUAUGCGU
This is a messenger RNA of Pelagomonas calceolata, 2003 nucleotides long. NCBI's taxonomy places the organism in Eukaryota, Pelagophyceae, Pelagomonadales, Pelagomonadaceae. The record is from the annotation of a GenBank genome assembly.